Messenger RNA from Vombatus ursinus (common wombat), 566 nucleotides. RefSeq names its product SUN domain-containing protein 2-like. The record is from RefSeq and is a predicted model, not a curated record. NCBI's taxonomy places the organism in Eukaryota, Metazoa, Chordata, Mammalia, Diprotodontia, Vombatidae. Bases 201 to 566 code for a protein of 121 amino acids. The transcript is spliced from 4 exons.
GAGGAAGAGAGAACUCAGCAGUCUGGCUCCAGUUGGGGGAUUGAAGGGUGGAGGGGGGGCUCAGGCCUCAGACAUGGUUGUCUCUCCUUCUGGGUGGAUGCUCAUUUCUUCCCUUCCCUGCAGGGCACUCCGUUAUCCACCAGCCUGGCUCUGCAUCCACCUCCAAUAAUGGUGCCUCCCAAGUUGGCAUCUUUAACUGGAUGGCAAUAUACAUUUCAGGUUGGCUCUUUGCAGCAUUCCAGUGGUGCCUGGGAAACGCCUGGCACUGCCUGACCACAGCUGCCUCCCUCCAGGAUUUCUUUCUGUUAAUCAGGAGCUUUUUCACUCGGAAGAAGUUGCUCCUCUUUGUCUUGGGGAUGCUGUUCUUUGUGGCUUCGCUGGCUUAUGGUGCUUGGUGUUUCUACCCCUAUGGACUACAGACCUUCCACCCUGCUAUGCUCUCCUGGUGGACAGCCCGUGGUAGCAGCAGGAGAGAGGACAGGUGGGAACCAGCACAGUCCCCCUCAUAUUUCCAGGUGAGCUUACCUGGUCUGUGCUGGCUCCUUCUGGCGCCUGCAGCUCAGUGA